AUGAGGGCUUCAAACGACAUUGAAUUGCAGUGCGAUGACUCAAAAUUUGUGGAAUUUUUAAGGUUUCCAUUGUGUAUCUUCUCAUCGAAAUGUCUCCGUAUAUCUCAAGUCAAAGACUAUUUGAAAAGUUUGGAAGUUAAAGGCAAAGUCUCAAUUUUAAUGGGUCUCGCCUCAGUCUCAGCAAAAUAUAAUGACAAGAAAGAAUCUGCGAGCAAACGAGAAGUAAUUUCGCUGUGUUGUUCAAUUUAUGCGAGGAAAGGCUUCCUUCUUGCUGCUAGAGAAGGGAAGUUGUAUUCUGGUAGGGGAAUGGAUUUUAAAGUUGAGGGAAUAGAGCUUGGUAUGGAGGAAAUUUUAAUCGUUACAAUGGAGUAUGAAAGGUGAGAUUCUAAGUAAUACUAUAGUACAAUAACAUACUUGUCGCAAGUAUAUAUGCGAUAUGAAAGCAAACUGGUCUUCUUUAGAGUUUUGCAACUUUUUUUAACGUUUUUCUUAUAAAUAAAUUAUUGCAGGACCUUCUUGUACGAUUUGGGGUGAAAGGCUCAUGUAAUUUUGAAAAUUCAAAACAAAGGUCUCAGACAGGGUGUUACGAAAACUAAGACCCUCGAAACUAAGACCUAAGACCCGUCUUACUUGUUUAUCUGAUAGUUUUGUUUAGGCAGAAAUUUCCUUUAGUUUCAGUUAUAGUUGUGGUAGGGUUAGCAAAUCUAUCUUGCUGUUGCGAUCACUGCGUGAAUGUAGCGAAUAAAAUAAACCAGACAAAAGAAUGUGAGACAAAGGACUCCUCCCUCAGAAAUAAUUUUGUUCUGGAGACACGUGACCAGUGUUUUCCAGGGUCUCUCUCUCUCUCUCGCUCUGUAGGGCGGGGAGAGAACCCUGGGAACGAGGAUGAGUAAAACGCAAUGUAGCAUAUUCUCCUUUUUUCGCCCUUUUUAUAAAAGCACUUUUCUAUCUAUGACCUGACCAGAAAAGGAAAAACAAAAUCCGUAUUUUUGUGUGAUGUUUAACCGAUAACGCCGUUGACCUCUUAGCGAUCAGGCAUUCAGGUCGCAGCGACAUGUCAGCCCGCAACGAAGACAAAAAUCCAUCUCCAGUGGAAAACCAAUUUUAUAACUUUAAGGAUAAACAACCAAAAUUAUAGAGGUAAGGCAUAUUUUCAGUGUACAAUUAUACGUAGGUAGUCUAUAGCUUUCAUCCUCUUCUUAAAGCCACAAUAUUGAUAAUGUAUGUCUGUAAAUUGUUAGAAGAAGCGGAUCGUCUAGCACGCGUAUGAUAGUAAUUUUUGUUUGUCUUACGGAUUAUGGUCUUCAAACGGUCGUAAUUCGACUUUGUAGAAAUUUUAGAGAUUGUUUAGGUGGGAGUCUUAGUUUUCGUAAUUACGAAAACUAAGAGGGGUCUUAGUUUUCGAAAUUACGAAAACUAAGACCCCUAAAUUUACAGUUAAAUUUGACCUAAAACUCGGUGGAAAGGAUCGAACAUGAUAUAAUUUGACAGAUCAGACCUAUUUCGGUUACAAUUUGACUUUAUAUUUCGACGGAUUCGAUUUUAGGGGGUCUUAGUUUUCGUAAUCUCGAAAACUAAGACGGGUCUUAGGUCUUAGNCCUAAAUUUACAGUUAAAUUUGACCUAAAACUCGGUGGAAAGGAUCGAACAUGAUAUAAUUUGACAGAUCAGACCUAUUUCGGUUACAAUUUGACUUUAUAUUUCGACGGAUUCGAUUUUAGGGGGUCUUAGUUUUCGUAAUCUCGAAAACUAAGACGGGUCUUAGGUCUUAGGUCUUAAUUUUCAAGGGUAGUUUUCGUAACACCCGUCUCAGACAGUUUAAUUUCAACAUAGAGAAUUUCGUCAUGUCCAAAAUUUCUUGGAGUAAUUAUUAACGAGAACUGGAAAGGGAGGAACUCCUGAGCCUUUUUGCUUAGUACGUUGACUAUAUAAACGCCAAAGCAUGCAGAAAAUUUACGCUCACAGAUGAGAGAGAGGUGUGUAAGAACAACAGAAAUUGAAAGUUUUUAGAAGUAGUGUUACACCCGAAUGCGUGCAGUUGUGGGAGACUAUCUGUCAGAUAUAACCGAGUCCGUGCAAAAAACGGCAUUUAAUAUCUUAUAUCCUGACAGUUCUUACAUUCAAGCACUGUCGAAGUACGGUUGGUUUUGAUACAUAACUCGACCAGCAUUCGUUGUAAUUAAACCCUUGUUAACCAAGCGACCUCUUCAAGGGCGCUUGUCUAGCACUCAGGAUUCUACGACGACGCCCGGUUUUUCUGUACAACACUUCUUACCAUUAUUACUAUUAUUUUUUUUUUAAAUAGCCGUAUCAGGGUAUUAUUGUGAAGCAUUUGAGUUUGAAUAUUAAAUAAUACGGGAAUUUUUUUUUCAGCGAGAAUAGCAAAAGUGAGGAAAAAGUGGAAAUCAAAGCAGAAGUUUUGUUUAUGACGAUCUCCUCAAAGAUGGAGAGCAUUUGUCAAAGUUCAAGCCAGAAAGGGUUUGUCCGAAUUGAUCAUUAUUCGUCCAAAACGGGAGAAUGGAAACCAAAGGAGUUUUACGCAGAUGGGUAUCAGAACGCUUUGGAAGAAGUACAAAGAAUCGAAGAUGGGAUUCGUACUUUAGCAAAAACCGUCAGUGAAACGCCAAAUGAUCAACUUUCGCGUUUGCGUUUUGUAGUGCGUCCAUGUGCUAAAGAUGUCAAGAAUGUACCUCUCUAUAUUGAGGUUUCUAACACUAUCAAUCAGCUUCAAAUGCAGUUGGCAGAACUUAAAGUGAGUAAGAGUGGUAUAACUGAUCAAACUAAAGAGCUUGAAAGGUUACUUCACGAGCUGCAAGGUAGAAAAGUUCAAGAGUGUUCGUGGAAAAUGAUUAGUAAAGUCCAGAGGCAGAUGAAAAUGUUACGAUCAUAA
Messenger RNA from Porites evermanni, 2889 nucleotides. NCBI's taxonomy places the organism in Eukaryota, Metazoa, Cnidaria, Anthozoa, Scleractinia, Poritidae. The record is from the annotation of a GenBank genome assembly.